AUGUCUGCCCCCACGCCCAUCACCAACCAUACCGCCGCCACGGUCAUGUCAACAGCUCAACCCACGCACGGGACAGCUGGGCCCUGGUAUAUGUAUUGGGUCAAUCCAGCCACUAUGGCGCCCAUACAGAACCCAUUCUUGUCCUUGCACUAUUGGGACUACCACAAUGCUAAUGGCAGCAGCAAUGACAGUGGAUGCAACUUCAACGCAAUGGAUCAGGAAUCAGUAGAUGAAGACAUGGUCAACUCCCAGGCCAAGCCUUUUGAGUGCAUGCCAGCAGAGGCCUACGAGGGGAUGACUGAUGAAGAAAUCCUGGAGACCUUUGACCAGCGGCUGAAGGCAAUGGAGGAAAAGUGGACGCAGCUGAUGGCGGAAGCAAAUGAAGAUAUGACUGAAGAAGAAAUCCUGUGGAACCUUGACCAGCGGCUCACAGCAAUGGAGGAUAUGUGGUCGCAGCUCACCGCAGAUGCAGAGGAUGAAGUAACAGAUGAGGAAACCCUGCAGACCCUUGAUGAACACUUGGCAGCAAUGGAGGAGCAUUUGAUGCAAAUGAUAGCGCGAGCACAAGCUCAUAACUAG
Rhodofomes roseus is the source of this 579-nucleotide messenger RNA. RefSeq lists its product as uncharacterized. The transcript has 2 exons. The record is from RefSeq and is a predicted model, not a curated record. Lineage: Eukaryota; Fungi; Basidiomycota; Agaricomycetes; Polyporales; Fomitopsidaceae. Bases 1 to 579 code for a protein of 192 amino acids.